AGACAAGAAAGUCCGUUUGCCUCACUUGCCCAUAGUCUUUACCGGCUAGAAAAAGCAGAUUGGCUUUGGUUCGUUUCAGAAUCUAGAGCAUUUAUUUGUUACUUGUCUUAAUUUCUCACGGCAAUUUGCAAAUUACAUAGGCCGCACCUCUACAGACCCAAAGAAAGAUGUCUCAGGAAGAAAGUCUACCCGAGGGAUGGGAAGCUCGCAAGAGCCGGAGCACGGGUAUGACAUAUUACCUGAACUCCCACACUAAAAAGUCGCAGUGGGAGAAGCCUGAGGGCCCCGCUCCCAUGGAAGAGGAAGAGGAUGAUGGCAGCUCUCCAAAGAAGGUGCAGUGCAGUCACUUGCUGGUGAAGCAUGAAGGUAGCCGGCGCCCAUCGUCAUGGCGCGAGGAUAAGAUCACUCGCUCUAAGGAGGAGGCACUAGCCAUUCUCUCAGAGUAUCGUCAGAAGAUUGUCAACAAGGAAGCAUCAUUUGAAGAGUUGGCCAAACAGUACUCAGAUUGCUCAUCAGCCAAGCGUGAUGGUGAUCUGGGCAUGUUCAAGAGGGGGCAAAUGCAGAAGCCUUUUGAGGACUGUGCCUUCUCCCUGAAGAUAGGGCAGCUCAGCCAGCCUGUUGAGACGGAUUCAGGAGUCCACAUUAUUCUCCGAACUGCCUAAAUCUAUCAGCAACUUAUUCAUUGAUUGAAUAAGGUUCACAUCUUAUUUUAUUACAAAAUUUGAACUGUUUACAACAAUUUUGGAGCUUCAUGUAAUAUUUGUGUCGUUAACUAGCAAGAUCAAUGAUUACUGAAAUAACUAUUAAUUAACUAUGAUAUUAUACCUAAGGGCAAAUUUAUUUUUUUUUGGUUUCUAAGUUACAUUGUUUAAAAAAAAGACUCCAAGCUAUGAAGUUAUGAUUUACAAUAAAUUAGAUUAGGUCUUAUGUUAGUAUUGGAUAACUUAUUAUACUAUAUAUUUUUUUAAUACAUAAUAGUUUCACAAGAUUGUUAUUGAGGUUUAACAUUGGGAGUGUUUUAAUUUUAAGAAGUAAGUGAAUUUGCUAAUAUUUCAUAACUUAGCGUUUAUAAAAUGGACUGGCAGAUUCCAGAGUUAUUAUGAAUUCCAUUGUUAACACUAAAAUAUGGUGUUAGUACAUUUAGCAUAAAUGAUAAGCACUUGAUGAUUUUUCACGAAAAACGUUCCAGUAGUAUAAAGAAGCUAUUAUAUAAAAACAAAAUAAUUAAAUGAUUCUCUUGGGUUUGAUGAGGUCCACACAAACUGGAAAAUACUUAGAUACAGCAUACAUUUUUUCAGUAAAUUGUAGGUACUUAACUUUGUACUAUUAAGAUUUUUUUUUUUCUAAUUUAUCUGUAUCUCACCUUGGAAUAAAAUACUUGUUUUUA
Messenger RNA from Cydia splendana, 1387 nucleotides. RefSeq names its product putative peptidyl-prolyl cis-trans isomerase dodo. The coding region runs from base 168 to 662 and encodes 164 amino acids. The record is from RefSeq and is a predicted model, not a curated record. Gene Ontology annotation, molecular function: protein binding; peptidyl-prolyl cis-trans isomerase activity. The transcript is spliced from 3 exons. Lineage: Eukaryota; Metazoa; Arthropoda; Insecta; Lepidoptera; Tortricidae. Gene Ontology annotation, cellular component: cytosol; nucleus.